AUGGAAUUUGAUCUUUCACACUUCCUGAAGGGAAUUCAGCUUCAGCACGGUCUGCGCGGAGAGGACUACGCACGUUACCGCCGCUACACGACAAACCGACUUUCGACAUUGCGUCACCAACUUGGUCUUCUCCAUGACCCUAAAAGGUUUAAGCAGAAGGAAAUCACGCCACAGAACGCAACACGGCCGGAGCAUCUUCAGUUACUUGUUCUUUACGCCGAACGCUGUUGGGCGGCAGCGGAGGAAAUGCAGGAAAAGCGUCGUAAUGUGGGAGGCGGCGGUGAGAAUAAGCCGCCCGGUGGUAUUCCACCGAGUGAUCAAUUUCGGAAAAGACUUAAUAAAUCUGUCAAGUGGGCCUCAAAGCUGCACGAAGUUGCACGAAUUGUGGCGCGCCCGCGGCUGAAGCAAGAGGCAGAAGCAUAUGCUUUGGAAGUGAAGGGUCGUGCUGCAGCUGCACAUGGUGCAAUGGUGGAAGCAAAAAAGUUUUUUUCUAUGGCUCGUGAACACUAUUAUGCAUUGCGUAAGAGCAGCACGCCUGAGCAGUGGAUGCUUCUUCUUACCAAAGUAAAUGAGCUGGAUGAUCGCGUGGUGUAUUGUAUGCUGCGUCUGGGUGAAGAUGCUUCCAAAUACAAGCCUCACGUCGAUCUUGAGGAUACGACGGAGCGGUUGGCUGCCACAACGAUUGAAUGGAAUGGACGCCAAUUAAAUGUCGCUUCUAUCAAGGUGAAGGACGCACUACGUGAGGUACGAACUCUUAAUGUCGAGUCGGUAAAGACGAAGGCACUGGAGUUGGGUGGUCCCAUUCCUUUGGGACAACAGAACAAAGUGCUGGAUCUGAUGGAUCGACGUAUUGGCUGCCUUAAUGAUGCAUUAGCCCAUGCACGCCAAGACCUACGUACACUGUCGGAUGAUAGACAGAAGACUGAGCUGCAACUCCUUGUGCAUUACCUGCUUUUCCAUGUAUCUCAGGAGACGUUGCACCGCACCCUCUUUAUGGUGGAAGUCUACAUCCGUCGUUUCUGUGCCACCGAAAAAUCUCUUUCGGGGGGAAGCAGUAGCAGCAGUGGCAACAAUAAAAUCAACACCCACAUUUAUAGCUCUGGUUUUAAGAACAAGAAGGAGAUAACUCCCUCGCAGUACGCUUCACCGCUGGAGAUUGUUCGAUUGUACGAUACUGCGCUGGAGACUCUGGGUGAGAUGGAGCUGCUGCCGGGUGUUGCAGGUCGUGCGGACUUGGAGGAGCUGACUGCGCUCUGUCGCGCUGGAAAGCUGCUUUACUUGGGAGAGGGCUGGCGCAUCUCACGGGAACCGACGCGUGCACAAAACUGCUACAAAGCCUCCCUCUCCACCCUUGAAGGGGUGCCAUCGACACCGCGGGUGGAGAAGCUUCGUCUGGUGGUGGAGAAACGCUCUUUGCAGUUGGCGUCGUCGACACUUCUCACCACCUUACAAUCCGGUGUGGCCGCUAGGAGGGCUGAGGAAGAGAAGGAGAAGUCGACGCAGUACCUUGUCGACGCCGGCGAUCAAGUGGCUGUCGCCCAGAACAUCAUUAAAUUCCCACCAGACUAUCAAGCCGUGCCUUGUAAACCCGUAUUUGUGGAUAUUGCGCUGACGUACGUCGAAUAUCCGACCCAUGACAUUUCCUCCCGUACGAAGCCACGGGACGAGCAACCGAAACACUCUGACUCCGCCGGAGCGAAGGAAGAGAAGCGCUGGAAGUGGGGCUGGGGAUGGCGCAAGUGA
Messenger RNA from Trypanosoma cruzi, 1743 nucleotides. RefSeq lists its product as uncharacterized. Gene Ontology annotation, biological process: SRP-dependent cotranslational protein targeting to membrane. NCBI's taxonomy places the organism in Eukaryota, Euglenozoa, Kinetoplastea, Trypanosomatida, Trypanosomatidae. The transcript has a single exon. Gene Ontology annotation, molecular function: signal recognition particle binding; endoplasmic reticulum signal sequence receptor activity; 7S RNA binding. Gene Ontology annotation, cellular component: signal recognition particle, endoplasmic reticulum targeting. The record is from RefSeq and is a predicted model, not a curated record. Bases 1 to 1743 code for a protein of 580 amino acids.